UAGUAUUCACCCAGCAGUUCAACUAUUUUAUCUAGACAGUCAUUGAUAGCAUUCGCUUGACCUAGAAAGUAUAGCAAAUUUGUUUGAAAAUGAGCAGUCAAAUUAAAAAGUCAAAGACGACCACCAAGAAAUUGGUGAAAUCACCUCCAAAAAGUGCACCAAAAUCCGCGGCAGAGAAUCAAAUUUUUAGCUGCCAAUUCGAAGUGUUCGGUCAUGUGCAAGGUGUCUUCUUUCGCAAGCACACCCAAAAAAAGGCCAAUGAGUUGGGCAUAACUGGCUGGUGCAUGAACACAACUCAGGGAACGGUUCAGGGUAUGCUCGAAGGAUCCUUGGAUCAAGUGGCUGAUAUGAAAUACUGGCUGCAGCACAAGGGAAGUCCUCGCUCGGUCAUCGAAAAGGCUGUAUUCUCCGAGAAUGAAGCGCUGCCCAUAAACAACUUCAAGAUGUUCUCGAUUCGUCGCUAGGGAUUAUUUUACGCUAAAAUGUGGUUAUUAACUUUAUAAAGUUGAAAUUAA
Messenger RNA from Drosophila erecta, 515 nucleotides. Its product is annotated as acylphosphatase-1. NCBI's taxonomy places the organism in Eukaryota, Metazoa, Arthropoda, Insecta, Diptera, Drosophilidae. The transcript is spliced from 4 exons. Gene Ontology annotation, molecular function: acylphosphatase activity. Bases 90 to 464 code for a protein of 124 amino acids. The record is from RefSeq and is a predicted model, not a curated record.